Molecule: messenger RNA, 1489 nt
Organism: Micropterus salmoides (largemouth bass)
Lineage: Eukaryota; Metazoa; Chordata; Actinopteri; Centrarchiformes; Centrarchidae
Product: carcinoembryonic antigen-related cell adhesion molecule 1-like
Exons: 6
Coding region: 5-1120 (371 amino acids)
Biological process (GO): response to bacterium
Source: RefSeq, a predicted model, not a curated record
AGACAUGAGUAGUGCAAGACGAAGGCGCUGUACCACAAUGACAAGAAGACUGGCUGCUUUGAUUCUUCUAAGUACAAUUUACCUGAUUCAAACUGCAGAGGUUCCUCGCCAGAUCUCUUUGACUGUGGUUGAACUUGGUGACAAUUUUACUUUUCGCUGUCUGGUCUCUGAGACGGAUGGCAAAUACUUUUAUUGGUACAAGCAGUCCCUUGGAUAUAUGGUCCAAAUGAUCGCUGGAGUAAUACUUGGCAAAAUAACAGUUAGCGAUCAAUUUAAAGACUCUGGUUUCACAGUAACAAAAGCGGAUACUCAGUAUUGUCUUACUAUCAGAAAUGUCAGUAAAAACGAUGAAGCAACAUACUUCUGUCAAAAUGGACAGUCGUAUUCACAGACUUUCAUUAAUGGCAUCUUCUUGGCUGUGAAUGAUCCUAAUCAGCAGAAAUCUGUCAUGGUGAAACAAAGUCCGGAGACAGCAUCAGUCCAACCUAGAGGCUCAGUUACCAUCCAGUGUUCACUUCUCUCCAAGAACAAAGGAAACACAGAUCAAUGUCCAGAGGAACACAGUGUGUACUGGUUCAGAGCUGGAUCAGGAGAAUCCCAUCCAAACAUAAUUUACAGUCAAAACAACACCAGUGAUGAACAGGUGGAAAAGAGCUGUGUCUACAGUCUGUCCAAAACUAUACAGAGCCCCUCUGAUGCUGGGACGUACUACUGUGCUGUGGUCACAUGUGGAGAGAUCCUGUUUGGUGAAGGAACAAAAGUGGACACAAGAAAUGUUCCUGAUUCAGGAUCUGAAUUAGCCCGAGUUGUCGUGAUGCUAGGAGUGGUGUUGGCCUGCUGUGUGAUGGUGAUUGUCGUCCUUAUUUUCUACAUGAAUCGAAGGAAAGUUUGUGAACAUUGCAAAGGAGCAAUGAGUGAUUCCCAUCAUCUUGGACAUGACAGGUCGACUGUGGAUCAAUCAAAUUAUCUGGAUGUUGAAGAAAAGGAAGUAAAAUAUUCAGCACUGGAUUUCUCCACAAGGAAAAUGAAAAGAGGGAUGAAGAAGGGAGAGUUAUCACAAGAGUGUGCAUACUCUGUUGUUAGAGCAGGUUACCACAACCAGCAACACCCCUCUCUAUAGGCAGAGCACGGUUGGUGCACUGCUCCUAAAAUCUCUACAGACGGCCUCAGCUUAGCUCAUGUCAGGGUGUGUUCACAUCAGAUAGAUUCAGCAUCAGCUUAUCAGGUGCUUUAUUAAUUCAAUGCAUGUGUGUCAGUAUUUCUGUAAGUACACAUGUUGUUAACAUGUCUGUAGUUCUGUGUUUGCUUCUGGUGUUAAUAUACAGUAACUAGAACAUCAGCCAUUAUUACAUUUUUAAAAAGUAUCUAUUGAAUGAAAUCCAUGUUGAAAAUAAUUUAGAUUCUGAAGACGUUUACUUACAAUAGAUUUAUGAACAUGUGACUCUAAACAAGAUUAUUCAUAAUGAUGCAAUAAACAUAUUUUUAAAUA